Molecule: messenger RNA, 3351 nt
Organism: Argiope bruennichi
Lineage: Eukaryota; Metazoa; Arthropoda; Arachnida; Araneae; Araneidae
Product: protein PRRC1-like
Exons: 7
Coding region: 77-1273 (398 amino acids)
Biological process (GO): activation of protein kinase A activity
Cellular component (GO): cytoplasm
Molecular function (GO): protein kinase A regulatory subunit binding
Source: RefSeq, a predicted model, not a curated record
AAACGUUACUCUGAUUGGCUAGAGUUGCAACUGUUCUGCUGAAACGUGGCCCUUUAAAUUUAGAACAAAAUACAACAUGAUGGAAGAAGUCAGUGACGACACGAAUGGAGAGUCAACUUUUGAAUUUGUUGGCGAUAAAAGUGAUGAAAGUACUUCUAAAGACAGUGCCAGUCAAGGUGAUUCUGAAAAAGAACUUCCUAGUAUGGAACAGGUUUUACCAUUUUUUCAGACUACUAAUACACAACCUUCCAUGAUUCCAUCAUCUACUGAACCAGUGGCAACAUCAUCGGGUGCUUCUGCAUCAACAUCAGUAUCUAGCAUUCCAUUUUAUGAUCCAUCUCAAUAUCAAGAUACCCAAACAACUCUAUUCACACCAUAUAUCCCUCAACAAGAAAAUACAAAUGUGCCACCUUCAAAUCAAUAUAUGUCCACUCAGCAAAGUUCACAGGUUGCGGGAGUGCCAUCUCAGAGCUAUCAACCCCCUCCUCUACCACAGCAACACAGUGAAGCACUUACUCUAAAUAUACCUUUAUCCCAAGAAAGCAAUGGGAAUCCUGUUGUGCUCCAAGAAGGUAGUGGUGAAGGUGGUGUAUGGGGAUGGAUUAAAGGUACUCAAUUUUUGAAUAAAGUAGCUGAAAAGGCAAAGAGUUCUGUGGAUUCUGUUAUUACAACAUUAGACCCCGGAAUGAAAGAAAUAAUUAAUUCAGGUGGGGAUAUUAAUGUAAUAGUCGCUUCUGGAAAUGAAGCGAAAGUAUCAGCUGUGCGAGAAGCUUUUCAGCAAGUUUUUGGAAAGGCAACUGUUCAAGGAAUACCUGUUCAAGCAAGUAGUAUUGCUCCCCAGCCAGUGGGAUACUCUGCUGGCCUAAAAGCUGCUGAAGAACGUAUUGGAAAUAUAAGGCAACAAGGAUUACUACAAGGAAAUCAUGUUUUAUUGGCUGUUGAAAAUUUUAUUGCUGAACUUACUCCAGAUAAUUGGUUUGACAUCGGAUGUUUGCUUCUUCAAGAUUACAAUGAAGGGAUUUCUUUACAAGUCUACACAGAAGCAAUACCAAUAUCUAGUCAUUUUGUACAACAAGCUAAGGAUCAAACCCCUGCAGACUAUCCACUUGGCUGGUCUGGCCAUGCUGUCACUAUUGGUCAGAUAAUUGGCUCAGCUAUGGGUGUUCAUCAUUCAGAAUGGCAUCAGGCCAUGACUGGUGUUUCACGCAGAGAAAUAUUAUUUUUAGCUGCAAAGACAAUUGCUGGUUUGUACAAAUCACAGCUAAGGAGAUAACAAUUGAAAUGGUGCUGAUUUUUUUUUUUUUUUAAGUAUUGGUAUAUUGUUUUACAUUUGUGCAAGUAUUGUUUGGUAUUUGUACUUUUUAUUGUUAAUAAUUUAGCUCUGAAAGAAUAAACUUUUAUGUUUGAAAAAUAAAUCUAUUAAUAGUUUCAUUUUUUAUUGAUUUUUUUUCUUUCAAAUUGGUUUGAUUGGUUUUAAAUUUUGUACUCUUUAUAAAGAUAUUUCUCAUAAUAUCUAAUGACAUUGCUCUUGACAACUGUACUGCUCAUUUAUAAAGCAAUCACUUCUGUUGAACAGAAAGUGUUCACAAUUUUGAAUGAAAAAUACAAUAAAGCAACUAUAAAAAAUUUAUUUUAAAAAAUGUAACUGUUAAAUACAAGCAGAAGUAUAUUUGAAACAUAAAUUCUGAUUUUAACUCAGUAUAAAAAAAAUUAUCUACAGGUUCUUCUUUAACAUUUGAAAUCAUUUCCAGAAUACUCACAAAGAGAAUUUGGAAAGUUUUAAAUCUUCCUGCAAGAAAAUUUAAAACAAGAACUAAUUUUCAAAUCAAUCCAUCCAUCUUUUGAAACAAUUCUUCUAACACUUACAAUGGAAAAAUUCAUGCAAUCAAUGAUAUUUAAAGUUUUUCUUUAAGAAUAAAUUAAACGUUAAGAUCAAAGGCAUUCAUAUGCACGAAUCAUAUCAAUAAUGUGCUUAUCAUUUUCUGUGGAUAUGGUGCAGUGUAGCUCAAACAGAGUUUCACUAAUAUUUUUGAUUUCACAUCUGUGAAUAUUUCUGAUAUUUGCAGUGUUGAACAGUAUGUUUGUUAAAAUGUCAUGCAUUCAUAGAAUCUAUAAAAAUUAAUAGAUUUGUGCUAAAUUGAGAAAUUUUGUGGGCUUCCAAAUUUGCAAAAAAGAAUUUUAAUAGUUCAACGAAACUUUAAAUCUAUUUUUAAGAAAUUCUGAACUGAUUGUACCAAACCAUUGAUGGGUAAUACUCAGUCUUGCUGAAAAAAAUUCUGACUAUAUAUAUGCAUAUCAUAUGGCUACACAUAUGAAAUAUAGAAUCAACUUCUAAAUAUACAUUUUGAAUUUACACUUGCUUUCCUGACACUUCACUUGAAAAUUUUUAUGCUGUAUUUAAUUUUAGAAAUUUAUUACAUUUUGUGAAAUUAUUGUGCUACAAAAUGAAUUAGGUAUAGUUUUGCAAAACAAUCCGAUACCAUUAAAAAUACUAAUCCUAAAUUCCACAAAAUGAUAAUUGUUUUCAAACUGUAAGACUGCAUUCAAUUAUCCUUAGUUGCAAAAGUGUGCUUGCUAUAAAAUAAAGAAUACUUUUAACUGAAUUUUUUAAAAAAAAUCUUUAUUUUUCUUAGUUCAAGCUAUAUUUUAUAUUAAAUUUCAUAUGAAAAGGCAAUGCAAGACACAGCAAUUUUUUUUUCCCCCAACUGUAUGUCUGUGACAUUUUGUUUUCUAAAAUACAUUGGAAUGGAAUAUAAUUUGAAAGAUCAGGCAACUGAUUUUGAAGAAUGAUUUCUGUUUUUAAAAAAUUAAUAUUUAUAUAAAUAAGAUACUGAAAUGUUAAAUUUUAUUAUAGUUAUUCUUCUUAAAUUUCAUUUAAAAUGAUCUUCAUUCAUAAUUUAUAUUAAUUUAAGUUUUUUUGAAAAUUAGUAUAUUUGUAAUUUUUAAUUUUCUUUAUAGCAGUUUUCAUGUUUUUCUUCGUAUUAUUUAUAUAAUGUUAUGUUGAAAGAGAUAAUUGUAUGUUAAAUUGUUGUAUAAGUAGUAAAUAUUUAUUGAUUAAUGGAUAUUAUAAGGAUGUUAUUCUUCAUGGAUAAUUUUAUCAGAUUGAUUACAUUCUCUUGAAUUGUAGAUUGUAAAAAAUAUUCAAGCAUAUUUUAUGUUUCAAUGCUGUGUCGAAUAAAUAAAUUCUUUUCAUGUUACCAAGAAUCAUUUUAAAAGGUUUAUUUAUAUUUGUAAGUGGUAUGUGUGUUGUUUUAAAGGCACAAUUGCAAGGUUUUUCUAUCAUUUUUAUCAAUUGAAAGAUGCACCUUAUAAUGUAAUAUAUACUGUUUAAAUAAAAUCUGUUUGUUUUUC